AUUUCUCCCGCUGGAGACAAGCAACCAGAACCCUAAACCCCCAAUAUUGGCAUCUUCAACCAAGUAGUCCUCCGUCUUCGCUCGUCCUGGACCAUCCGAAUAUCAAAUGCAUCUUUCUUUUCCACAAUUUGCUAACCUAAACCACUGAUCCAUCAUAUCAUCUACAGUCAUCAUUCACAGUUUCGAAUAAUGUUCUUAUAAAUAAAUUAAAAAAAAAAAAGUGUCUUUAAAUUAGUGGUUAUGCUGGGUUUGAACCUGAUUCCGACAAUUUCUUCUCUCUCUCUCUCGCUUUUAAUAGAUUCGAUCCCAGUUAUUGCAAUGUUUAUCAACACAGUGUUGUUGAUAUCUUUCUUGAAUUUGCUGAUAUCUUUCUUGAAUUCUAUAAAUGUCAUCAACAACAAUGGCAAGUUCGUUAGAGCAACAGAGACGAUUACAUGGCUCAACAAUUCCCAGAUUCAAUCGACCACGAUGAUGUGGCGCUAAAAAUUGCCGAUGAAUCUGGAGACAAUUUCGAUUUGCUGAAGCAAACUCAUGAUCCAAUUCCAAGACGGACCAUAAAAUUUUCCGAAAUUCAAGAUGAUGAUGAUGAUGAUGAUGCUGAUGAUGAUGAUGAAGACGACGAUGAUGAUUCGGUUCCUGGAAAGGCAAGGAUGUUCAUGUCUCGGAGCAAAUCGAGGCUUGAAGAUCGACACUGUAGAUAUAAAAGACUGUCGACAACUGACAAGGAUUGCAAAGAGGAUGACCUGUUCUUGGACGAAGACGAAGAUAUAUUUGGAGAAUUCGACUGGAAAGACGCUUUAACAAUCGUUCAGUGGGUAAGCCUCUUGUUAAUUUUGGUUACAUUGGCUUGUACACUUACAAUUUCUCACUUGAAGAAUCGAAAGCUGUGGGAACUUUAUCUAUGGAAUUGGGAAAUUUUGAUUCUGGUGCUAAUUUGUGGCCAUUUGGUCUCUGGUUGGAUGAUUCGAGCUCUCGUGUUCUUUAUUGAGUGCAAUUUUAUCUUGAAGAUUAGGGUUUUGUAUUUCGUGUAUGGGUUGAGAAAGUCGAUUCAGAAUUUCUUGUGGUUGGGUCAGGUGUUGUCGGUUUGGCAUUUCAUUUUAGCUGAAGAGAUUGGGAGGGUGACCAAACAUGGCGUUUUGCGGUAUGUAACCAAGAUUUUGGUCUGUCUUUGGGUUGGUGCAUUGAUAUGGCUCUUCAAAACCCUGGUUGUUAAGGUCCUUGCGUCGUCGUUUCAUGUGACUGCAUUCUUCAAUCAAAUUCGGUGCUCUUUGUUCAAGCAAUAUGUGAUUAAGAAGCUCUCCGGGUCUCCACUAGCUCAAGAACAGAGUGAACCCGAGAUGAAGAAUCCCAAGUUAUCAAGGAGGGUGUCUAAGAGACAAGAUAAGAAGAUCACCAUUGAACACCUAGAGAAGAUGGAUCAGAAGAAUGUUUCGCCUUUGAGGAUGAAGAGGUUGAUGAGAGUAGUGCAAAAUGGGAGUCUGUCUACUUUGGAUGAGGAAUUACCUUCAUCAACUGACGAGGAUGAGGCUUCGCUACGAAUUAAAGAUGAAAAAUCUGCAAAAGCUGCAGCGAAGAAGAUAUUCCGGAAUGUGGUCGACGCAAGGUCCAAAUACAUCUACCUAGACGAUUUGAUGCGCUUCAUGAGUAAAGAUCAAGCUUUGAAGACCAUGGAUCUUUUUAAAGGAUCAAAUGAAAACAAGGGAAUCAACCUGGAAUCUCUCACUAAAUGGAUGGUUGAUGCAUUUAAAGAAAGGAGGUCUCUUGCAUUGUCUCUAGAUGAUACAAAAACAGCAGUGGAUGAACUUCACAACAUAUUGAAUGUCAUUGUAACCAUCAUCAUUGUGAUAAUCUGGCUUUUCAUAUUUGAUAUUGCCAUAUCCCAUUUUCUUGUGCUGGUUGGCUCCCAGCUUCUUUUGGCAGUGUUCAUCUUUGGGGACACGUGCAAGAGAAUAUUUGAGGCAAUUACAUUCUUAUUUGUGAUGCACCCAUUUGAUGUGGGUGACCGUUGUGAAGUUGAUGGAGUGCAGAUGGUAGUUGAAGAGAUGAACAUAUUAACUACAGUGUUUCUAAGAUACGAUAAUCAGAUGAUUAUAUACCCGAAUAGUGUUCUAGCAACAAAGCCCAUAAGUAAUUACUUCCGUAGUCCAGACAUGUUAGAUUCAGUUGAAUUCUCUAUUCACAUCUCGACUCCAAUGGAAAAGAUCGCCAGUAUGAGGAAAAGCAUAAUAAGUUACAUUGAUGAAAGGAGUGAUCACUGGCACGAGGCUCCAACUGUACUGAUAACAGAUGUGGAGGACAUGAACAGAGUAAAGAUGGUGGUGUGGGUUAAACACAGAAUGAACUUUCAGCAUAUGGGUGAGAGGUGGGUUAGGAGGGCUUUACUGGUUGAGAAGAUGAUCAAAGUGUUCCGGGAACUUGACAUUGAAUACCGUAUGUUGCCUCUUUACAUGAAUGUCCGAUACAUGCCUGCAGUGACGUCAGACAGGCUUCCGACAACCUGUUCUGGCUGAUUGUACAUUGAGAUCUUAGCAGCAGUGCUCUCUCUCCCCUCUUUGGAACGAUGCAAAAGUAAAUGAGAAUUGUUGAGGUUGAUGACAUGAUUUGCCCAUGAAAUGUUAGCCUUAUAACAAGGUUAUUUAUUUUAUACUAUUUUUAUUAGGUCACUCGGGUGAAAAAUCCAAUCCUGUAUUUUCUA
Camellia sinensis is the source of this 2695-nucleotide messenger RNA. Its product is annotated as mechanosensitive ion channel protein 5. Gene Ontology annotation, molecular function: mechanosensitive monoatomic ion channel activity. Gene Ontology annotation, cellular component: plasma membrane. NCBI's taxonomy places the organism in Eukaryota, Viridiplantae, Streptophyta, Magnoliopsida, Ericales, Theaceae. The record is from RefSeq and is a predicted model, not a curated record. Gene Ontology annotation, biological process: transmembrane transport; monoatomic anion transport.